CCCUAAUAUUUGCAAAUUUGUCUUCACUGAGAAAAACAAAUCACCUCAGAUGGCAACUAGAGGAUUAUGGGACCUGAACCAAAGGAUGUCCACAAUGUAUAUUAAUGAACUGGCUGACGAUUUUAACAAACUAUAUGAAACUAAGGAAGAUUAUGAUGCGAUUAUCAUCGUUGGAAAAGAACCAAAUGUUAAAGAAUUUAAAGUUCAUUCUUUAAUUCUCCGUACUAGGUCAUCUUAUUUUCAUAGUGCAUUUUCUUCUAAUUGGGCUGAAAGAAAUAAUAACGGUCUUUUAAUUUUUAAAAAGCCUAAUAUUAGUGCAUUAGUCUUCGAAGUUAUCCUUAAAUAUCUUUAUUGCGGAAUAAUGGACUUUCAAAGCCAAAAAAGUGAAAUAAUCUUAGAACUUCUAAUCGCAGCAGAUGAACUUGGAAUUCAACGACUUAUUAAUUCUGUCCAAGAAUUUUUAAUUCAAAAUUGUUAUAAUUUCUUACAAUCAGACCCUAUUAAAAUGCUUGAUCUUGUUACUUGUCAUAAUGCAUUCGAUAAACUUAAAAAUAUUUAUUUAGAAAUCUUUAAUAGAAAUUACAAAGACUUUUUACGGCAAAAUCCUAUUAAAAUACUUCAUUUUAUUAUCAAUCAUGACACAUUUAAAGAACUUAGAAAAGAUUCUUUAGAGACUAUUUUUCCAGGUGCCAUAUCGCACUACCACACAUUUCCAAUUAGAGAGGGCAACAUCAACAUUAAAAUCUACUCAGCUAUAAUUAAUAAAAGAAUUGCACUAUUAUUUACAAAAUGGAUAAAUAAAAAAACUAUGGAUAAUGGGAGUUCAAAGGAAAUUCGAUAUAAUUUUAAUCUUCUUUUUCAAAGCAGCGUAGAUGGCUUUUCAUCCCAAAUGUUUCAUUAUAAAUGUAAUAAUAAAGGUGCAACAAUUGUUGUAGCGAAAAUUUCAAAUUCAAAUAUACUGAUUGGUGGUUAUAAUCCACUUGACUGGAAUGGAAAUGGUUAUAUAAAUACGGCAGAUAGUUUCAUAUUUUCAAUUUCAUUAAAUGAUCUUAAUGAUCCUAUAAAUACAAGAUUUGGUUACGUUACUAAUAGUAAUUAUGCAGUUUAUUGCCAUAAUAACUGCGGUCCAACUUUUGGAGGUGGUGCAACAUUUGGAGGCAAUUCACCUUUUGGAGGUGGUGCAACAUUUGGAGGCAAUUCACCUUUUGGAGGUGGUGCAACAUUUGGAGGAGGCAAUUCAACUUUUGGUGGUGGUAGAAUUUUUGGAGAUGGUACAACCUUUGGUGGUCCAACCUUAGGAGGCGGUCCAACUUUCGGAGGUGGCAAAAUCUUCAAAGGUGGUCCAACUUUCGGAGAUAGUCCAGCUUUUGGAGGUGGUCCAACAUUCGGAGGUGGUCCAGCUUUCGGAGGUGGUCCAACUUUUGGAGGUCGUGCAACUUUUGGAGGUGGUGCAACUUUUGGAGGUCGUGCAACUUUUGGAGGUGGUGCAACUUUUGGAGGUGGUGCAACUUUUGGAUGUUACGGUUUUCAAACUCCCGGAGGUACUGGAAGUAGUCAAACUUUGGAAGUUAGUCACGAUUUAUACGUUCCAAGUAACGGUAAUGUUUGGAAAUUUAAUGUACACUCCUACCCUAACAUUGUGAUCCAAAAUUCAUUUACGACCUCAGAUUCAUUUGAAAUCUCAGAUUAUGAAGUGUUUCAAGUAGUUAAGGAUUAG
This is a messenger RNA of Dentiscutata heterogama, 1717 nucleotides long. The record is from the annotation of a GenBank genome assembly. NCBI's taxonomy places the organism in Eukaryota, Fungi, Glomeromycota, Glomeromycetes, Diversisporales, Gigasporaceae.